This is a messenger RNA of Marchantia polymorpha subsp. ruderalis, 1525 nucleotides long. The record is from the annotation of a GenBank genome assembly. NCBI's taxonomy places the organism in Eukaryota, Viridiplantae, Streptophyta, Marchantiopsida, Marchantiales, Marchantiaceae.
GAAGCACAAUGAAUCGAGCAUAUACACGGUCUUAGAAGCACAAUGAAUCGAGCAUAUACACGGUCUUAGAGAACACGAUGUAUUCGGCAUAUAUUCGGCAUAUAUUCGGCGUCUGUAGUGGAAUAGACUCCUGGUACUGGAGCUCGAGGCUCGAACUUUGAUCUCGUUCCUGACAUCUCUCGUAUUAGAGUCAAUAGUGACGGUAGCUGGCUAUAUCUCUGUUGGAAUAAAUUGUUUCAGUUGGCUGAUUCCCAUACAGAACGUCAUCCAAAAGCAGAGAUAGGCAGGAGAGUGCCAUGAUAGGUAGGUUCGAGACCUAUGGCGACAGAGAGAGGGGGAGAGGCACAGAGAGAGAGAGAGGGGGACGGACUGAGUGAGUGAGGGAGGGAAACAGUAUGAUUGGGCGUGGGGGGAAAACAAGAGAGUGAGGGAGACAUCGCCCCUAGAGGCCCCUCGGACUCUCGGAGACACACAGUACACGAUAAUGAUGUCGAGUGACCUCGAGUCAGACUAUUGCUGCUGCUGCUGAUCAGAGUAGACCGCGAGCCGGCUUAGGCAAGCCCCCGAUUACUGUUGUCUUUGCUGCUGCAGACUGCAGAGUACAGUUCCGCUGAAUUAUGGACAAGAGCUUAUGCGCUAAUGUGGCAUUGCGGCCGUGAUCACCUGAUCAGAUCAUCGACACUCGUCCUCAGAGAUCAUCACACCAGAUCCCAUUCACCUGAUGGGGAUCUGCUGAGUGUAUACUCAUACAUACUCUCAAGAGCACCCCAACAAGAGCAUCAGAUGAGCGCACUCUGCCCGAUGUAGUUAAAUAAAAAAUAUAUCGUGAGCUUCAGGAAUGUCUCGCACCAGGAUCCAGAUCACUGCAGCAAAGCUGAAGUUUAGACCGAGCGAUCGAGCGAGCAGUGGCGACCCCUACGGCAGCAAGCCAGCGGGGGUAGACAGAGACUCUGCAGGGAGAAGAAGAGAAGCAGAGGAGAGGGGAGGUGAGCCUAGAGCAGGAGGCUACAUCUGGUGCCCAACCGAGGGAUGGCCAUGCUUUCUCGUCUGGGAUGCUUUCCUGUCUUCGGGAAGCGGGAGCGCCGCAACUUGCAGUACAAAUGCUUCUGAAGACUCGAGGACCGAGACCUGCCUGCCUGCCUGCCUGCCGGAAUCCCGAUCUUCUGCUCGAUCUGCAGCGCUGACAUUCAAAUGUGUGUCGUUUCGUGCGAGUCCAGGCUCAGCCCACGGCAAGAACCAGAUCCAGAUGGUCGACCCGGCCAUUCUUCUCGGUCCCUCGUCAGAUACUCUGCAGAGCCCUGUCGAAUCGCGCAACGGGGAACUCGGACCCCGGAACAAAAGAAAUCUCGGAUGGACCGAAUCACGCUUCCUACAUGCUGCAAAUCAUUUCAUGUGAAUGUUACAAACUACACGUUUUAAUGAGUCCAUUCGGCAUUGGCGAUUGAUGCAUCUCAUUAAUAAAAUUAAGGGAAAUCAAUAGGUGGAAGAUGAAUUUGAUGCGGAAUACUUGUAAAAUGUACUCCGA